Penaeus indicus is the source of this 575-nucleotide messenger RNA. RefSeq names its product serine/threonine-protein phosphatase 4 regulatory subunit 1-like. The transcript has 3 exons. Gene Ontology annotation, molecular function: protein phosphatase regulator activity; protein binding. Gene Ontology annotation, biological process: protein dephosphorylation. The record is from RefSeq and is a predicted model, not a curated record. NCBI's taxonomy places the organism in Eukaryota, Metazoa, Arthropoda, Malacostraca, Decapoda, Penaeidae. The coding region runs from base 108 to 575 and encodes 155 amino acids.
AAGUGUGGCCGUGCCGGCGUGCAUGUCCGUAGGCAGCGAGCGAGCGAGCCUACGAGAGAUGGCGGCCGCACACAGAGCCUUAUUAUCCCCGUUAUGCACCGCAGCUCAUGUCCAAGAUGGCGCCCCUGAUCGGGCGGGAGAUGACCGAGCGGCUGUUCCUGGAGCGGUUCACGCGCCUCUGCUCCGACGCCCUCUUCCAGGUCCGCAAGGUGUGCGCCUCCAACUUCGGCGACUUCUGCAGCGUGGUCGGCACGCAGCCCACCGAGGAGGUCCUGGUGUCCCGGUUCGUGUUCCUGUGCGAGGACGGCGUGUGGGGCGUGCGGAAGGCGUGCGCGGAGGUCUUCAUGGGGGUGUCGUGCGCCUGCUCGCUCCCCACCAGGAAGAACAAGCUCUCCCCGCUCUUCGUCUCCCUCCUCACAGAUCAGAGCAGGUGGGUGCGCGUGGCGGCCUUCCAGAACCUGGGCCCGUUCAUCAGCACCUUCGCCGACGCCGCCGUCACGGGCCUGCACUACAACGAGGAGGGCGCGCUCGUCAUCGGCACGCCGCAGGGACCCGCCGCGCACGCGCAAGAGUGA